This is a messenger RNA of Thyridium curvatum, 2289 nucleotides long. RefSeq lists its product as uncharacterized. NCBI's taxonomy places the organism in Eukaryota, Fungi, Ascomycota, Sordariomycetes, Thyridiales, Thyridiaceae. Gene Ontology annotation, biological process: regulation of transcription by RNA polymerase II. Gene Ontology annotation, molecular function: DNA-binding transcription factor activity, RNA polymerase II-specific; RNA polymerase II cis-regulatory region sequence-specific DNA binding. The transcript is spliced from 3 exons. Gene Ontology annotation, cellular component: chromatin. Bases 1 to 2289 code for a protein of 762 amino acids. The record is from RefSeq and is a predicted model, not a curated record.
AUGGCAUCCAAUACAUGUAAGACUUGUAAGCGACGCUUCUCAAAACCGGAGCAUCUGAAGCGUCAUGAACGCUCGCGUAUGAACCCCCCACAUCUUCUUCUCCCUCCUCUCCACACACUAAAGCCUCUGCUAGACACCUUGGAACGACCAUAUCGAUGCUCCGUGUGCCAGAGGACAUACGCUCGAAGCGAUGUACUCUUCCGCCAUUUCAAAAAUCACCAACAGAAGGCAAAGAACCGGGUGAAUGAACGAAGCCCUCGCUCUACGUCCACGAGAGCCGCGAUCCCAACGACUCCGACGUCACUCGCCAACAUUGAUGCCGUUCCAGAACUGUCGACAAUAGUGGUGGCAGAUGACGCUCGAAAGUCGCGAGGCAUACGAGAUGGAACGUAUCCCUCACCCGAAGCUAUGUCGUUGACAGCAAUGCUCUCCGAAGACUUUGCUCCAGACAUGGCUAUCGCCCUAGGCUUGUGCGAGAACGAAACGACCUCGACAAACGGCGUACCAGACAUGCAGACACCGCAACAAUCCCUCAUUGAAGUGCAGAACACGGAUGAAGGUCAAGGUGUGCUCUCGGGGAGCUCCCUCCCGUUCACUCUUGACCCCGCCUUACGGCAGUCAUCUCCCUUCCAAGAGAGACUGGACACACUUGACGUGGCUCUCGUUGACGGGACCUUCGAGGCUCGUCCUACACUAGCAGCUCAGGACAGCACACCCCAGGGACACCAUUUUGGCCUCGAAAGCAAUUGGUGGUUAUCACCAAUCCAGUGGCAGGAUCAAGUAGCCCCAGAAUUGGCUGACAUAUGGGGUGGAAACUUGGACCAUACCCCUCCACAAUAUUCAAAGGAAGCGCAAGACCGAACAACACCCAAUGGCACUGUUGUGCGGUCUCCACUGGAGGCUCACUCCUCUCGCAUACAAGACUGUUGGGCUCAAGGCUUUCAUCGCAAGAAGCAACCCAGGUCGAAUAUCUGGCAAGACCUUGCAACGGGUGAAGGACUGUUCAACAAUCUGGCAGAGCCGCAGUCGAUCGAUACUGCAACAAGAACUCAGAACAGCAGCCGAACACUGAAUCACAGCACGAAACAACGAGUUUGGUCGGCUUUCCAAGACAUCUCAGAUCGCGUGGGCAAUGACGCCUUCACCCACCCCAUCACAGCGGAGAUUUUGGAAAUAGCCUACGAACAGUACAUCAUCCACCAUCACAGCUCAGUGCCUAUGAUUCACCUUGCUACCUUUCGUCCCGAAAUGGCCCCGACGCUUCUUCUCCUGGUCAUGUGCUCCAUUGGCUUGAGCAUCAUGGUCGAGCCCGCAAUACAUCUGGAUUCGGUAUCCAUCAUCCCACCUUGCGCCAUCAAGCUUUUUGAGGCACCCACACUGAAAGCUUGGUCAGCCAUAGGCCCUGAUGUUGGAGAGAUGUUUGGUCCUGUCAUAUCAGCCUCCUAUUCAAAUACGCCGGACAUGUCAAGGACGUUGGACAUCACGCCGACGCUGCUGUCACUGCUACAAUUGCGACUUGUCGCAGCCACCACUUCACUCAACCAAUCUAUUCAGUCUACUGAUGCCGCUCCAGAGAUACUUCCCUGGAGGUCAUUCAAUGGCGAUGUCCGCGCCAGGCCGUUGGCUAGGCUGACCAUGGACCUCACGAGAGCCGCCAACGAGACGUCCAGAGACUUCGAGAUGAACAAUGCAGUCUCAUGGCAUGCAUCUUGUAUGGCACUGGGCGCCAACAUUCCACUGUUCGAAAUAGCCGUCGGCCGUUCCGGCCCGGCCGCCACAGCUCAAGCCAUGGAGCAGAUCUCGAGUUGGGCUCGCACACCGUCUGCGAGGCGAUCGGUGAUACACGCCAGUCACAUAUUUGGUCUACUCUUGAAACGCAGAAUUACCGAGCCAGUUCACUUGCAGAGCAUCAUGGCUCUUUUCCAAGCUGCUUUGGUUCAAGGCCUUUACAUACUUGUCGCGCCCACUCUACCUCAAGACGGAGACCCCCACAAUCUGUACGAUGAGGUGAACUGGGAAGCACUGGGGCCGUUAGGUCUUGCAGAAACUCCUUCCAAGGCUCAGUUACCGGAUUCAGCAUCAUUCCCCGCGGCCAAGUUCAUCUUGAAUGGAGGGAACAUGUCCAUUGGGCAUUUCACGAUAGAUCCUGGGCAGACGGAAGCUCGCAAAUGUUGGCUCCACUUCGCGAGUUUGAUGCUGGGCUUGGGGCGGUGGAAGUCACGCACAUUCUCGCGAAUCUUGCAUGUUAUGUGUGAUAACCUCUCGGAGUUUGACAUGAAAGAUUCCUAG